AUGAAAUUAUUUUUUUCGGGCUCUCCAACUGAGUCUGGGCUUUCUUCUGUGAGUUGGACUCCUUUUGCAGAUCGGAUUCUCAAUUGGUGUAGGCUUCUGACUGUUGUUGGAGUUGGAUUCCCAGUAGGAAAGAGCUUGAGAUUCCUUCUUGACCCGGGUUGUCCAACUUGCGAGGACCAGUUGGGUGGGACCAGGUUGGUUGUCAUCGUUACUGGCAGCCAAAGACGAUUGGAGCGGCGGUGGCUGCUGGCGGCUGCUGAGCAACGAUUAGGAGGAAGUUGGUGGACUGCCCCUGCUAAGGAUGUCGAUAGAUGGAAGCAGGAUGGUCCGAGCCUUGAUGAUCUGCCUGCUGGACAUGAGGAGUGUUUUGCUAAACUCCCCUAA
This is a messenger RNA of Prunus armeniaca (apricot), 384 nucleotides long. The record is from the annotation of a GenBank genome assembly. NCBI's taxonomy places the organism in Eukaryota, Viridiplantae, Streptophyta, Magnoliopsida, Rosales, Rosaceae.